Messenger RNA from Cyclopterus lumpus (lumpfish), 6845 nucleotides. RefSeq names its product Cbl proto-oncogene B, E3 ubiquitin protein ligase (gene cblb). Gene Ontology annotation, molecular function: receptor tyrosine kinase binding; phosphotyrosine residue binding; ubiquitin protein ligase activity. Lineage: Eukaryota; Metazoa; Chordata; Actinopteri; Perciformes; Cyclopteridae. The record is from RefSeq and is a predicted model, not a curated record. Bases 533 to 3457 code for a protein of 974 amino acids. Gene Ontology annotation, cellular component: plasma membrane; membrane raft. Gene Ontology annotation, biological process: cell surface receptor signaling pathway; negative regulation of epidermal growth factor-activated receptor activity. The transcript has 19 exons.
CCGGAAGUAACCCCACUUCUUUCAAAUUAAAGGAAGAAAAACGUACCAUAUUGGGUGGAAAGGACAAUACUCGGUAGAUUAGAACAUGAUCAAUGUAAUUGAACGACAUAAUUUGAUAAAACUCGAAAACGCUAAUUCAAUGUCUUAUUACUUUGUUCGAAUAUGGAGACUGUAUUUUGAAAUGCGCCACCGGAUGAGUUAUUUUGUAUGACAUCUAACUUAACGCUGAUGUGGCUAUACAAAACAUAUUAGAGCACAGAUUCGCGUUUAAAUCCAACUCCUUCGACAGCUUUCACGAGACGCCUGUACCAUUUGUAGACUUUGGAGCCAAGUCACGGGAUUAAACAUAAACAUAUAUAUAUAUAUAUAUAUAUACUCACAUAAUAUAUUAUAUGUAUAUAUAUAUAUAUAUAGUUUCGCUGCCUGUCGUUCCCUCUGGUCACUUGGACACUCCUUCAUUUUUGUUCGCUGGAUGUGGACCGAGUUCAGCCGGGAUCCCAGCAGACAAUCCCUGGUGGUUUGUGUAUAGAAAAUGGCAACUGCUCUUAGUGGCCGAAACCCCGGAGGACGAGGACCGAACCGAAGUAAGGGUCGGAUUUUAGGCAUCAUUGAUGCCAUCCAGGAUGCAGUGGGGCCACCGAAACAAGCAGUUGCCGACCGGCGGACUGUGGAGAAAACCUGGAAACUCAUGGAUAAAGUUGUUCGCCUCUGCCAAAAUCCCAGACUUCAGCUGAAAAAUAGUCCACCAUACAUCCUGGAUAUAUUACCUGACGCCUACCAGCACCUGCGGCUUACACUGGGCAAAUAUGAAGAGAAUCAGAGACUCACACAGCUCAGUGAGAAUGAGUACUUUAAAAUCUACAUCGAUAGCCUCAUGAGGAAAUCCAAACGGGCCAUCCGGCUCUUCAAAGAGGGAAAGGAAAGGAUGUAUGAGGAGCAGUCACAGGACAGGAGGAACCUUACCAAGCUGUCUCUGAUUUUCAGUCACAUGCUGGCUGAAAUCAAAGCCAUCUUUCCUGGAGGACAGUUCCAGGGUGACACUUUUAGGAUUACCAAAGCUGAUGCGUCUGAGUUCUGGAGGACAUUUUUUGGAGAAAAGACAAUAGUGCCAUGGAAAGUCUUCCGACAGUGCCUUCAUGAAGUGCAUCCCAUCAGCUCGGGCUUGGAGGCCAUGGCCCUCAAAUCCACUAUCGACCUUACCUGCAACGACUACAUUUCUGUGUUUGAGUUUGACAUUUUCACACGCCUUUUCCAGCCGUGGGGAUCAAUUCUGAGGAACUGGAAUUUCCUGGCAGUGACACACCCUGGCUACAUGGCUUUUCUGACCUAUGAUGAAGUUAAGGCCCGACUGCACAAGUACAUCGACAAGCCUGGCAGUUACAUCUUCAGACUGAGUUGUACGAGGCUGGGCCAGUGGGCCAUCGGCUAUGUGACCAAUGACACCAACAUCCUGCAGACCAUCCCCCACAACAAACCGUUGUUCCAGGCCCUCAUUGAUGGCUACAGGGAGGGCUUCUACUUGUUUCCUGAUGGUCGCAGUUACAAUCCUGACCUCACUGGUUUAUGUGAACCAACGCCUCAUGAUCACAUCAAAGUGACACAAGAGCAGUAUGAGCUGUACUGUGAGAUGGGCUCCACCUUCCAGCUUUGUAAGAUCUGCGCUGAGAACGACAAAGACGUCAAGAUCGAACCCUGCGGUCACCUUAUGUGUACUUCCUGUCUAACGGCCUGGCAGGAAUCGGAUGGUCAGGGUUGUCCGUUCUGUCGUUGUGAGAUCAAAGGCACAGAGCCUAUCAUUGUGGACCCCUUUGACCCACGCAAUGAGGGCAACAGGUGUUUUUUCCUGGACCAGCACAGCUGCCCGAUGCUGGAGCUGGACGAUGAGGAAGACAAAGAAGACUGCCUGGUCAUGAAUGGACUGGCCAACAUCAGGAAGCACUGUGCUGAGCGUCAGAACUCGCCCAUGGUGUCUCCCAGCUCUUCACCUGUCAACCAACACAGAAAGGUCCACGGAGGAGACCUCAGCCACUGUGUCCAGCACCUCGGCCUUCCCCCUGUCCCGCCACGACUCGACCUCAUUCAGAAGGGCGCCAUCCGCUCCCCUUCUGUCAGUCCCACCGUCUCCCCGAAGUCUUCACCAGGAAUGUCCAGGAAGCAGGACAAGCCUCUCCCAGCCCCACCUCCUCCACAGAGGGACCCACCUCCACCCCCUCCCCCUGAGCGUCCUCCUCCCAUCCCCCCAGAGUCACGUCACUCUUGGCUCCCUGCUUCCUCUCCCUUGACAUCUUCCAUCUCAUCUUCUACGGGCACGCUGUCAGAUUCCGAAAUGCCACCUAAGACACGAUGUCCCAAAGACAGUCACUUUGCAGAUGCCCACAGGACUGGAUCCGAGCACCCACUCCAGCUGGAACCCACAGGCCACUCUCACCUGAACGGAAGACCACUCAGUUUCCCGUCUGCUGGAUUUGGGAGGUUACAUCACAGAAUGGAGGGGUCAGGAACUUCAGAGAGCUCCAAACCUUUGUCGAAUGGUGUGCAAGUCAGCGACGAGUAUGACAUCCUUCCCUCACGGCACUCGCCAAAGCAGUCCACACGUGCCAGUAGCCAUAAAUCCUGCAACCCUUUCAGCAGCCCUGUGGGAGAACGACAGCGGGGAGUGAUGGAGAGAGUGGAGGACGACUAUCAGAUCCCUUCAUCCAACCUCUGCUUGAGCCAGGCUCCCAUCAGCAUCUCUGUACCCAGCAGGCACUCGGCGAACGGCUCUCCAGAGCCCUCCUUUAACGAGAAGCCCCCUGAGCCUGGCGGACACUCUGAGUCGGUCAGGGGGUUUGUCUCACGGGUGGCACAUACGGCCCUCUGCCCCUUCAACACCAACAAGAUACCUUCUGACUAUGACAUUCUGCUGCCCCCACAAGCAUUAGAAGACGCUCCGUCCCAGCCUCCUCCUCCACCGGCAAGACACAGCUUCACCGACCUCUCCUCCUCUUCUCCGCCCUCAUUCUGCAACUCCUCCACAUGCUCCUCUUCUGUCAGCGCACGACCACACAGGCCCUCCUCUGGACACGAGCACUUGCUGUUAACCCCCAGCACAGUGUUUGACAUUCUGAACAGUGCUGCUCCUCUGCCUCCAGUCCGACGACACGCAGAGCAUGAUAAAGGCUCCAGGGGCUGCCUGGAGUACGACCAUUUACCAGCCAAUCAAGUAUCAAUGGACUGUUUCCAGGCCCCUGCUAGGCCGCCCAAGCCACUGCCCAGGAAGAUCCCUCCGGAUAUUAAAUUGGGCAAACCCCAUAGCUUGGAGUCAGAGAACGUUGACGGCAAAAUCGCAAAGCUGAUGGGGGAGGGCUACUCCUUCGAGGACGUGAAGCGGGCAUUGAUGAUCGCCCAGUACAAAGUGGAUGUGGCCAGAAACAUUCUGCGUGAGUUUGCCUUAGUGGCCCCAAGACUGAACCUCUAGACCAAGAGACAGUAAAAGGGAGCACAACAUUGAAGCUGUGCCUCUGAAUGGACCAACUUAAAGGGCUCCUUCGUUCUGCUUGGCCUGGGACUGUUGGAACUACAGUAUUCACCAGACAUAUUUCAAAAGACUUGACUUGACAGAGAUGACAAUGCACAACAAAGUGGCUAAAACCAAAUCACAGUAGUACACAGAAUCAAAAAAGGGAGAAAAGACCAUCUGUGAAUGAUUUAAACCUGUGAAAAAAAGAACCCGGCUUGGUGUUGUUUACAGUGAUCUUUUUGCCGGUGCUGGCCUCAAGUUUUUAAAUGCUCUAGUCUGUCUUCAGGCCUGGACUGUGUGCCUGUUUUAAAGCCCUGAUCCUCCUAUUGCUGCCACGGUACCUUUCACACCCUGCCACCCUUCAGAUUUAUGGGGCCUUUAUUAGGGCCUUACAAUAGAACACAAUAUCUCCAGCUCUUUUCAGCUUACAUGUAUUUACAGACAAUGGGUGGAGCCAGACUACACCAUUUAUCUUCUCUUUCUCCUUUUGUUACUUUCUUCUUUUCAUAUUUAAUGUUUCUGUUUUACCGACUCCCCUCCUCUUCCCAUGUCCAUUGGCGAAUACUUCAGUGUUUGUCCAGGAUUGGCUGACUUAACAAGAUCUGGUGAGUUGGGAGCUGUUAGAUGAAGCCAGAGGAUGCCUUAUUGAUUCAUUUGGUUCCCCCAGACCUGGAGAAAACUACCACAGCUCCAGAGAAGCAGUUUUUGUUAGACUUUGUAUCUCUUUGGACAAGAAGAGUGACGCAUGGAGAGGGUGAAAGGCUUAGUUUUGCUCUUUGUUUCUGUUCCUUGACCAGAGGAUUAAUCAACUUUAUUCAUCUGAGGACAGCAAGCUGAUGAAUGUAUUGGUUCUGCAUGAAUGAGCUAUACCUUUGUACAAUUUCUCCCCGCCAAAAGCCAGAUGAUCGUGCCUGCAUUUCAGCUCAAGCAUUUAAAUGGCAGUGUAGAUCAGCGAGACAGAUGUUCUCCGUUAGAGCUCCAAAAACAAUGUGCCCGGCAGCCAUCACACUGCAUCCCCCCUGUCUCCGCUUCAAUUACACAGCCGUCAUAUGAACACAUUUCCCACAUGUUUGUGGAAUCUCUCGGUUUAAUUUGGAAUGAAAGUUACUUGAUGGCUCUGCAACAAUUGAAAAUUGUUCCCAAUGUAAAGUUGUAGAGUGAUCAAAGUAAAGACGAACAGAAUACUGCAGAUUCAAAGUAAGAGAUGAGAUGAAGUUUAAAGUAGCAUGCAAGAAGUUGCCAGACUGUUAGAGAUGUAGUUGUUGCCAUAAAACGGCUAUGUUUACCCAGCUAUUAUUCUCAGAAAGAUUCUCCGCAGUCCAAAUAUGGUCACUUAUGUUCACUGGUUGCACAAAACCAAGAUGGCAAUUACCCAAAUGUCAAAUUCGAGGCUUCAAAGCCGCAGCCCACAAAGCAAUGAGAUCAAUACGUAUGUCCUCUCCUUAUAUUAAAACCCUGUCGUAUCAUAUGAAUACUUCUAUUUCUUGUGCCAUCUUCUAUCUAGCGAUGUUGCUGGGUUUCCAGAACUCAGCAAUUUGGAGAGUUCAAUGUUAUUCUUGCAGAUAAAAAACUAAAUUAUCCUGGUUAAAUCUGACAAUAAGAUUGCUACCUGUAGAAGUUUAAAUGUGUUGAUUGAUGGCUGCUUCAGUCCCCCUAGUAGUAUUUGCUUCCAUAAAAGUUACAUAAUCAACGCUACUUCCUAACUGGUUACAGGUAGAUUAUUUAGUAAAGAAAUAUUUACAUAUCCAAAUGUAUUGUGUGGGAAAUGUGGGACAGAACAAUGUGAUGUGUCAAUAUGAUGUGGUUCUAACUGUGUCAUCCUAACUAAUGUAUAUAAGGACUGUAGUAACUUUUAUUCUAUUAGGAACAGUUAAUGCACGCUGUAGUGUGUGUGUGUGUGUGUGUGUGUGUGUGUGUGUGUGUGUGACACUAGCAGAGUCAGUCAUGGAGAUCCCACCGUCUUUUUAUUUCCAAGCUAUACCUCGGGACGAGCCGCAUGAACACACAGAUGCAUGGAAUUGACCCAUUUUCACCUCCAGGCUCUCUAUACUCAUACUCCAUUAAAUGGCUGUCAAAUUGUAUUUGAAAUUAUAUAUCGUAGUUUUCUCCACAGAGGAGCUUAAACAUGUUAAUGGUUUAAGGUCUCCUGGGUUUGAGGCUCCUCACUAAGCAGAUAUCACAGUGUGUCUGGUCAAACAUUUCAGUCUGGCUGGAAAUGAGAAGGCUCACUUGGAACAUCCUGAUAAUAUAGCAGGAGGAAAUGAUGAUAGAGCUCCCUGACUUUUAUUUUUACUUCCUUGUGUAUUCAUAAUGAGAGAGUGAAACCAAACGUGAAAGCACUUUCUGUACUUGAGUGGUGUUUUUGUGUGUUGGAAAAAGUCAGCCAUUUUAACUCCCUGUGUUCAUGUAGUGGGAAUAACACGUUUGGUGAUGGAGACAAAAUACCCAUGUGCUCAUAAAGUCCACAAUCUGGGAGGCACACAAUUGAUGAUGUAUUCCUUCAACUGCCAUUCUUUCCUCCCUUGAGCAGUACUAUAAAAGGGAACCCAACAGUGAACAUAUGAUGAUCUCGGGGCUUCAAACAACAGUCCAUGGAGAAUUAGUGAUAACAAGCAACGCUGUGUGCAAAGAGGACAGUCUGUGAACCCAGUCUCUAAUUUCUGUUAUCAUGCACAGUGCAGGCACAGAUUCACAAAACAUGUUUUACCCUAUAAGCCAUAAAAAUGUCAGCUAAACAAAAAACAUGAAAUUAAGCCCUUUGAUAAAGUCAUCUGCUCCCCUAAUUACCAUGGUUACAUGGUGAUUAUAUUUCAGCAUUUAGUUUAUAUUUAUUGUCACAAUUGACAAUGCUUUUCGUACUGAACCAGAAAAUCCUCAGAAAGAAAUCUGAAAGACUGCUCUCCUUUUCCAACUCACAUAUUAGAGUAUAGUUAAUGCUACAGAUUACUCAAUGAUGUAACCCUUGUCUGGUUUAUCUUCAGUAGAAUGAGCCACAUCACGUUCUGAUAUGAAAUUCAGUGGUUUUCUCCUUUACCUUGAGGCUUAAUUUUAGCACUGGUCUGUUUUCACUUUUAUCUUUUCCGACAUGAACUGCUCUUGGCUCAGUAUUGUCCAUUCCAUUGGACCUUCUUGUGAAGGGGGUAAGUGGCCUUAGGUUGCAAAGUAAGCAGUUUUUAUUUUCUAAUGCCAUUUUCGUAUUAAAGUACUUUGGUGACAAAAACAUGAUAUGAUGACAAUAUGUAAAGCAUAGAGUAAUUUGCAAUUAAUUUAUACAUUAUUAAUGUUUUUUUCUUGAUAUAUUAUUUUCAUGGAUAAGUAAAUAAAAAGUCAUAAUUCCCUUGUUUUA